Penicillium alfredii is the source of this 2433-nucleotide messenger RNA. RefSeq lists its product as uncharacterized. Bases 1 to 2433 code for a protein of 810 amino acids. The transcript has a single exon. The record is from RefSeq and is a predicted model, not a curated record. Lineage: Eukaryota; Fungi; Ascomycota; Eurotiomycetes; Eurotiales; Aspergillaceae.
AUGGUUUCCUUAACAGGAAGUAUUCUGCUUCUCCUGCCGGUGCUGCAGAGCAUCCAUGCGUCCCCGGCAAAUUUUCACAACCAUGACACAGAGGGGGCGGCUGACAUUGAUGCUUCAUCGGCUCUUUUGAGUUCAGCAUUAGAAAGCAAUACUCCCUUCACCCUGGCUGCUCGAGACCAGAAUAUCAACCGCAACGUAGACAGUUCCCUGUCGAGUUCUCGAUCUUCGAGGACUCAUCGGCCCACUGGAACUCGUCGACAGGGAGGUCAGCCACCCAGCAAUGUGCCACAGACCCCAGGAUCGGGGUCUGUGAAUGUGGCCGCCUCAAGCUCAUCCAAAGGGCCUGCUACGCCAGUUGGUGGCAGCCAAUCGACCCAGAGUGCCACACCCAACACUAGCAAAGGCAAUGGCAAUGGACAUCCGACACAAACAUCAACCAAGUCUCAUGGGCCUACAGGGGGGGAUGUUGGCACGUCCAAGCCACCGCCUCCACAGAGCCAAACCCCGUCGCCCCAGAACAAUACCCCGAAGCCGAGCAAACAACUCACCAGCAACGCUGCUCCUAGCCCUCAGAAGAGCAACACCACGCCUCCUAGCGGGCCAGCCAGCACUACCCCGAGUCCCAAAGGCCCCCGUCCAUUACCGUCGAACUCUAAUAAUGGUGGCGCUCCGGUGGGCUCUGGAUCUAGUUCCUCGAAAGACAACACGCCCAAGCCUACGUCGUCCCCAUCGGCAUCUCCUAGCAGCCCACCAUCAACCAAGCCAGGCGCAUCCGGGGCCGGCGGGUCUGUGUCGUCAACUCCUGGUCCUAGUACUUCUACUCCCUCGGCCAGUGGCGGAAAGUCAGCAGACCCCAAAGGCGACUCAACAGUCACGACGCCCAGCAGCUUUGCCUGGGGCUAUGUGGCCCCGAGCUCGACUAUGUCCGCCGCAGCGGAGAGCAGCUCCGCCGUUAUUCUGGCAGGCAUGUGGCUGAAGGCAGGAGACAACAUCGCGGACAUAACAAGCAACGACAAGGACAAGAAGGACAAGAAAACCAAGCAGAUCGAAGACGUAAUCGAGAACACCCAGCACACGUACGACGAAGUGUCCAAGAAGCCCGACAACCCGCCCGACUGUUCUGGAGGAGGAUCAAAGAAAAAGAAGAAGCGCGGUCUGAUCUCUGGCGUGGCUAAUCUGAUCAAGACUGGCUUUACGGCGGCCGAGUCGUUGGCCUGUACCUCGCAGAUGGCAGAUACACUCUCAGGCCUGAUUAAAGUGCCCAAGCCCGACCUUGAUCAGAUCACCAACCUCAUGAAGAGUAUCACUACGUUGCAGCAAACGAAGCCCUCGCCCCCUGAUGACCCCAAUGACCCGGAAUCACAGUCCGAGUCCGAGUCUGACAGUUCGACCUCGUCGACGUCCACUUCCUCCAGCUCUGAGUCAAGCUCGACGUCAACCCCCAGUUCAACGUCGACGCCCAAGUCGAGCUCCAGCUCGACCUCUAGCUCAAGCUCCAGUUCCAAAUCAAGCUCCAGCUCCAGCUCAAGCUCACGAUCCAGCUCCAGCUCAAGCAUCCAGUCCGCUUGUACCAGGAGACCCUUGACCAGCUUCUCCACAAUCAACUGGGAAUCCCUGAAGUCCAUGUCAAGGGGGCCUACCUCAACAAACCCACCAAAGUCCACUAAAGCAGGCACAACCUCCUCCAGCUCAGCAAGCGCAACAGAGCCACCCUGCCUCCCGCACGAAGACCCAGACAAGGGCGAGGGCUUGCAAUGCCGCUGCGGCACCAACGGAGUCGCUUACCCAGUGAUGCCAAGCAGUUCGGGACAAUCCAGCUACAACCCAUGCGGAUGGGCGACCACGCCGGCACCAGCAACGAAAACGCCAGCCAACUACAAGGUGACGAACCCGCAAGGCACGGUCUUCAGCUGCAUCUCAACGUCCUACGAGAACGCAGCUGUCAACCCGACGCCCAGCUGCGUGAAGACGGGGUCCGCAGUGGCGACGAUCACGUCGAUGGCGCGCGCAUACACCUCGUCGAUAUCUGCGUCCGAGGCGGCGGCGGCGGCGUCCACGUCGUCCGCCAUAGCCAUGCACCUCCACCGCAAGGCGAGCUGCACGAAGCUAUGGCAGGCGACCGAUAUCGACUACCCGGACACGAUGUUCAAGGUGAUGCUGGGCGACUGGGCCGAUGGAAAGACGUUCUACGACGAGGUGCAGAAGUGUCUCGAGUCGGAUGGGUCUAUUGAGGGCUUCCUGUGGGAUGAGGUCAAUGACGGCGAUUAUAAAUGGCGUGCUGCUUUUGAACUCAAGCGGUAUGGUGUGGGUUGUCCCGAUAAUGCGAUCUAUAAUAUUGGGGGGCCGGUUACGGAGUGUGGUCAGUUCCCUGAGAACGAUCAGGAUCUUGAGUCGUCCAUUAUGGUGGCGCCGCAUACGGCGCCUCCUUCUUGA